GGCGCUCUAGACAAAAGAACAUCACUUCUGAGGGGAAAUAUGGCGGAGUCAGUCGUCAACGAAACUUUGGCAAAUCUCACAGCGGCUGCCAACGAAACGGCAAAAAAUGCGACUGGAAGAGCCGCUGCGACUCCUGAGGGAAUGCUCACCGCUUACACUGGGCUGAUUGUGAUGGCUUUAUUGCCUAUUUUCUACGGAUCUUUCCGAUCAGUUCAUGCCGUUCUUGAACAGAAGAAAUCGGGAGAGAAACCAGAGAGUAUGACAUCAAAGGAUGCUGCUAUGUUUCCUAUUAUUGCAAGUUGUACUUUACUUGGCCUCUAUAUCUUUUUCAAGAUUUUCAGCAAAGAAUAUGUCAACCUGUUGUUGACCAUGUAUUUUUUUGGUUUGGGAGUGCUUGCCCUGACCCACUUGCUCAGGCCAAAUGUCGAGCGGCUAAUGCCUUCAUUCUUCCCCAAUCAAAACUACACAUUUGACCUGACAGAGGGCACAGGAGACCAAAAAAAAGAGGUAAUGCACUAUGACUUUGAUCGAAUUGAUCUACUCUGUCUGGGAGGCUCAUUUGUGUUUGGAGUCUGGUAUCUUUUAAAAAAGCACUGGAUUGCCAACAAUAUCUUCGGCCUGGCCUUUUCAUUAAAUGGUGUUGAACUGCUACACCUCAACUCCAUCUCCACGGGCUGUAUCCUAUUGGGCGGGCUCUUCAUUUAUGAUAUCUUCUGGGUUUUUGGUACAGAUGUAAUGGUGACUGUUGCAAAGUCAUUUGAAGCACCAAUCAAGUUGGUUUUCCCUAUGGAUAUCUUAGAGAAGGGCUUUGCAGCGAACAACUUUGCCAUGCUAGGACUUGGGGACAUUGUUAUUCCAGGAAUCUUCAUCGCCUUACUACUAAGAUAUGAUGUCAGCAAGCACGGGAGUAAGAGCACUGUGUAUUUCUAUGCCACUUUCAUGGCAUAUUUGGUUGGACUUAUUACCACAGUUCUUGUGAUGCACAAGUUUAAGGCGGCCCAGCCCGCUCUGCUCUAUCUAGUCCCCGCUUGUGUUGGAACCCCACUCACACUCGCUCUGCUACGAGGAGAAAUCAAAGAAAUCUUGAAAUACGAAGACCAUCCCGAUCUUGAUAAUUAUGACGAAAAUAACAAGAAAGAGUCCAGUCCUGGGGAGGCGGUAAAUGGUGAUUCAAAAAAAUCCCAGUAGUGCUCUCCCCCAACCCGUCCCUGGCAUAGCCUCCAUUGCCUCCAUCCAACUCGACCCACUCUAUCUGGCAACCUUCGUCCACUCUGAGCCAUUCUAUCUGGUAUUCAGCUAUUGGUAUUUAUGUCCUCGUAUAUAGUUAGUGGUGUUACCAACUAACGUUGUCAAUAGAAAACUGUUAUAUUAAGGGAAUAAAAAUAAAGAAACUGUCUCAUUCAA
Nematostella vectensis (starlet sea anemone) is the source of this 1404-nucleotide messenger RNA. Its product is annotated as minor histocompatibility antigen H13. Gene Ontology annotation, cellular component: lumenal side of endoplasmic reticulum membrane; membrane; cytoplasmic side of endoplasmic reticulum membrane. The transcript has 11 exons. Gene Ontology annotation, biological process: membrane protein proteolysis. Gene Ontology annotation, molecular function: aspartic endopeptidase activity, intramembrane cleaving. NCBI's taxonomy places the organism in Eukaryota, Metazoa, Cnidaria, Anthozoa, Actiniaria, Edwardsiidae. Bases 40 to 1188 code for a protein of 382 amino acids. The record is from RefSeq and is a predicted model, not a curated record.